Oncorhynchus keta (chum salmon) is the source of this 6355-nucleotide messenger RNA. Its product is annotated as mitotic deacetylase-associated SANT domain protein-like. NCBI's taxonomy places the organism in Eukaryota, Metazoa, Chordata, Actinopteri, Salmoniformes, Salmonidae. The transcript is spliced from 11 exons. The record is from RefSeq and is a predicted model, not a curated record. Gene Ontology annotation, biological process: regulation of transcription by RNA polymerase II; negative regulation of DNA-templated transcription. Gene Ontology annotation, cellular component: transcription regulator complex; histone deacetylase complex. Gene Ontology annotation, molecular function: transcription corepressor activity. The coding region runs from base 141 to 1805 and encodes 554 amino acids.
GAGAGCAUGAUGCCCCUGGUCAUCCCUGUGUCAGUCCCGUACGAAGGCCAGACCCGUCCUCGUCCUCCCCAGACGGGGAACACUCUACCCCGGGGACAGGCUGGCCACAGAGACCCUUCACCCUCCAGGACGUGACCGGUAUGGAUGGCAAACCUUCCGUCAUUGUCACCCGCAGGCGAUCUCUCAGGAACUCUCUGUCAGAGAGCUCAGGACAGAACGGUGGAAUGGAGGGAGGGAACGACAACGACGGCAAGAAGCCCAAACGUCGUCCCCGGCCCGAACCCCUCUUCAUCCCGCCUCCCAAGCCUGGCACUUUCAUCGCCCCUCCUGUCUACUCCUGCAUCACUCCCUACCAGAGCCACCUCCGCUCCCCUGUCCGGCUAAUAGACAACCCCCUGACCAUGCCGCCCUAUACCCCCCCGCCCAUCCUCAGCCCGGUGAGAGAGGGAUCAGGUCUCUACUUUUCUACCUUCCUCUCCUCUGCUGCAUCCAGCCAGGGUCUGCCUCCAGCCAGGGUCUGCCUCCAGCCAGGGUCUGCCUCCACCCAGGGUCUGCCUCCACCCAUCACGCCAAAAUCAGCCACACGCAGCCUGCUGCGAUCCAACAGCGUUGACAUAACCCCACCUCUGCUCUCAACGAUCGGUGAGGCCACCCCAGUCAGCAUAGAACCGCGUAUAAACAUCGGUGUGAGGUACCAGGCAGAGGUACCAGAGCUGAGGCAGCUUUCAGCGGCCCAACAAGACCAUCCCAAGGCUGAGCUGGUCUGGGCUCCUCUCCACGACCUGGAGGCUAAACCUGAAGACCAGGAGAGAGUGGAUGACCUCAUGAACCUGGCGUGCUCAAGCGCUCUGCAUGGCGGAGGGACCAAUCAGGAGCUGGCUCUGCACUGCCUGUACGAGUGCAAGGGUGACAUCAUGGAAGCGUUGGCCCUUCUGCUAUUGAAAAAACCCAUCUUCCCAAAGAACCACCGUCUAGGAUACUACCACUACUCCGGGUCAGACAGCUGGACCCCAGUAGAGAGAAGUUGCUUUAACAAAGGGAUCGCUGCCUAUAAGAAAGACUUCUUCAUGGUCCAGAAACUGGUAAGCACUAAGACGGUGGCUCAGUGUGUGGAGUUCUACUACAGCUAUAAGAGGCAGGUGAAGACGGGUCGGAACGGAGCUCUGAUCUACGGAGACCUGGACCCACCUGAGAGCAGGAACACUGAGGAGGAGCUGGACCACAAGAGCUCCCAGAGCUGUCAGAGAUUAGAAUCUCGGAAGGAAGAGGAAGACAACAGGAAUUGGGAGGGGUCAGUUGACAGGAAGCACCGGGGCUCCAGUCCAAGCAGGGUGACACAGACGUUACAGGCCACAGAGAACGCUGGAGCGGUCCUGGUGCUGAAGACACAGGAGGAUGUGAGGAGAGACCAGAUGUCUUCCCGGGUCAGUCACCCCCCUCAGCCCUCUCCCAGCGCCUCCUCAAAACCACGGCCGCCUCCCAAGACCGGGACCAUAUCAGGGACCAAGGGCCCCGCCGGACCAGAGGGAGAGUUCCCUUGCAAGAAGUGUGGCAGGAUCUUCUACAAGGUGAAGAGCCGCAGUGCCCACAUGAAGAGUCACGCGGAGCAGGAGAAGAAGGCUGCAGCGCUGAGGCAGAAGGAGGCGGAGGAGAGGGCAGCGGCCCAGGCGGCAGCAGAGGCUGUAGCGUUACUGGCCGCCCGGCAGGACGGGGAACGGGAGGGGAACACAGCCGGAGGAGACAGCACAAACGAUGACUCGUCUGAGGAAGAUGAUGAUGAAGAGGAAGAUGAGGACUGGCACUAAGACCAUAGAGAUAGAAAUCGAGCCCACCCCACCUGUCUUUGCCAUUAUGGCAAGUUUACGCUCAAUCUAUCUGGCUUAGACAGACAGACAGCCCUCUCCACGGUCAGGGUGAGCGGUAACAAACAGAACAGAGCAGAACUCUGAGGCCUCAGAACCCUAGCGCCCUCGAGUGUUCAGCUACGGCUCCUAACACUCAAGGGACAUUUUACGCCCCCCUUUUACGCCCUGUUGUUACACCCUCUAGUAACGCCCUCUUGUAACGCCCUCUUGUUACGCCCUCUUGUUACGCCCUCUAGUUACGCCCUCUUGUUACGCCCUCUUGUUACGCCCCCCUUUUACGCCCUCUUGUUACGCCCUCUAGUAACGCCCUCUUGUUACGCCCUCUUGUUACGCCCUCUUGUUAGGCCUGCUUUAGCAGCAUUUCUCUCUGGGAAAAAACUGUCUUUAUAAACAAACUGCUUUUUUUAUUGUUUCAUGGAACAGGAUCUCCUAUCUUGACACUUUCAGGGACAAGUUCUCUCACGUGUUUUCUCCCUCGUCCCUUUAACCUGCUUGUGAAGUGUUCAGGGGUUAACUCUCUCUCAGGCACACAGUAGGGUAGGAAAGAAAGCCAUGCCAUCUCUCUCUCUAACACCAAUACUUUUCUUUCUCCUGUCUGCCAUCCACCCCUGGCUUCUUCCUCUUCCUGUUAGCACUUUCAGCCAAUCACAACACAGCACACAGACUCAUCAGGUGGGAACUAUAUAGACACGCCCUCAGCCCAGCCUUUAAAAACUAGAAUAGUUUGUGAUGCCUUGCAAUGCAAGACUACAUGAACCACAAUGCAACCCGGCUUGGCCACUGCUUUCUCUACUCUCUGAUCCUCAGUUUGAUAUGUUAUUACGAAUAGAAGGACACCAUAUGAGUGAUUGGGACCAUGCAAUAUUGAAGUUGAAAGGACUUCCAGGUCAUGAAAAGCCAAGAUAGACUGAUGUGGUGGUAACACCAAAGAUGGUGGAGAAAUGAAGAUUCCCCACUCAGGCAGUUUACCAUUGAAAAAAAUGGUCAGUUCCAGUCUGCUUAAUGGGGUGGCUCUCCCAUAGGCACCACUGCAUUAGUAGCUGGGUCUGAUCCGCUUCGUUCAGUGACUACAUGAACCAGAAAAAGUGGGAUGUCUCACUUCUUCCGUCUCUCGUAACACUGCCUGUGUGGUGGCUUACCUAUAUGUGAAGGAAGGAACCGUUUAGAGAACAGAACACACAUUGUUGUGCGAGUUUCUAUAUUUUUCCUGUUUGGGACUUUUUCACUCACUCAAGGCUGUCAAAAGCUUGCACAGAUGCGUCGGUCCUCAGUUCACUGAACUGGUUUCAUCUUAGUUUCAAGUGCUGUUCUCAGUUGGAUCCCUACCCUGAUCACUUGUUUUAUAGUCAUCAUGUGGUGUUUCUCCUCACUGUCGAGGCCUUGGAUGUUUUUAACACUUUAUCUUUGGAUGAACGACAAUCAAUUUUACAAAGGUUCUUUUUAUAUCCAACGAAUUACUGUUGCUUUUUUGCUUAUUAUAUCAACUUGUUAAUGUUGUUUUUUGUUAAUAAUAUUGUUAUUAAUAAUGUCACGUUGUCUCUUGUUUUAUUGUGAUUUUGGAUUGUUUUUGCGACAGGAUGCUUUGGAGAUCUUUCUCAUUUGACUGUAGUGUAGGGUUAUUUAAGACAUUGCUUUCGCUGUCUGUUUUGAACUGUGAGGUUUUAGAAUUACAUCUAAAGACAGUCUGAGUAGAGAAGAGAUGUGAAACAGAAUUGUAAACGUGCAGUAGAUAGAAGAACCACGUGCUCCCUGAUGACAACACCCCCUCUUAUUCCUUGUAUCCAGAUGUCACCCAAAUUUAAAACGGUUUAGGUAAGGUAAGGGUAGGGGUUAUGGUUAGGGUUUAGGGUAUGGACAUCCCAAGGAUUCUGGGAUAGCACUAACCACAUCAUUACGGCACGAGGAAAGAGUGAGGAAAACAUGAUGAUGAUGUUAACUGUUGAAUGAUGUUGACUUGAAUGAUGUUGACUUGAAUGGGUAUGUCCAUUCUAUUUCUAUAGUCUAUUCUAUAGAAAAGGAUGUCUCUGUCUGUCUGACUAUCUUAUUGUCGACAUAUCUCGUUCUGCCAAGCUCCAUAUCUCUAUUUCUAUUGCCUCCUCCAAGCCAGACCAGACUCUAUCUGUCGCCAAGGCAACAAAGGAGCAGGCUGAAGAUUCUUCUCUUUAAGCAGUCAGCCACAGUGGGGAGCAGGGAGGAACAGCUCCAAUUACCGGACCCAGUUAAACCUACCUGGGUACUAUGCACUGUGUGUGUGUGUCAGAGGAGGCUGGCGGGGAGGGCUAUAGGAGGACGGGCUCAUUGUAAUGGAAUACAUGGAACCGUAUCAAACAUUUACAUUUGAGUCAUUUAGCAGACACUUUUAUCCAGAGCGACUUUCAGGAGCUAUUAGAGUUAAGUGCCUUGCUCAAGGACACAUCGACAUAUUUUUUGCCUAGUCAGCUCAGGAAUUCCAACCAACAACCUUUUGGUUACCGGCCCAAUGCUCUUAUCUCCUAGACUACCUGCCACCACCAGAAACAACGUGUUUGACUCCAUUCCACUGAUUCCAUUCCAGACAUUACAAACAGCCCAUACUCCUAUAGCUCCUCCCACCAGCCUCUUCUGGUGUGUGUGUUUGUGAGUGUGUGAUGUGUAUGCAUUCUGGAGUGUGUGAUGUGUAUGCAUUCUGGAGUGUUUGUGAGUGUGUGAUGUGUAUGCAUUCUGGAGUGUUUGUGAGUGUGUGAUGUGUAUGCAUUCUGGAGUGUUUGUGAGUGUGUGAUGUGUAUGCAUUCUGGAGUGUUUGUGAGUGUGUGAUGUGUAUGCAUUCUGGAGUGUUUGUGAGUGUGUGAUGUAUAUGCAUUCUGGAGUGUUUGUGAGUGUGUGAUGUAUAUGCAUUCUGGAGUGUUUGUGAGUGUGUGAUGUAUAUGCAUUCUGGAGUGUUUGUGAGUGUGUGAUGUGUAUGCAUUCUGGAGUGUUUGUGAGUGUGUGAUGUGUAUGCAUUCUGGAGUGUUUGUGAGUGUGUGAUGUAUAUGCAUUCUGGAGUGUUUGUGAGUGUGUGAUGUAUAUGCAUUCUGGAGUGUUUGUGAGUGUGUGAUGUAUAUGCAUUCUGGAGUGUUUGUGAGUGUGUGAUGUAUAUGCAUUCUGGAGUGUUUGUGAGUGUGUGAUGUAUAUGCAUUCUGGAGUGUUUGUGAGUGUGUGAUGUGUAUGCAUUCUGGAGUGUUUGUGAGUGUGUGAUGUAUAUGCAUUCUGGAGUGUUUGUGAGUGUGUGAUGUAUAUGCAUUCUGGAGUGUUUGUGAGUGUGUGAUGUAUAUGCAUUCUGGAGUGUUUGUGAGUGUGUGAUGUAUAUGCAUUCUGGAGUGUUUGUGAGUGUGUGAUGUGUAUGCAUUCUGGAGUGUUUGUGAGUGUGUGAUGUGUAUGCAUUCUGGAGUGUUUGUGAGUGUGUGAUGUAUAUGCAUUCUGGAGUGUUUGUGAGUGUGUGAUGUAUAUGCAUUCUGGAGUGUUUGUGAGUGUGUGAUGUGUAUGCAUUCUGGAGUGUUUGUGAGUGUGUGAUGUGUAUGCAUUCUGGAGUGUUUGUGAGUGUGUGAUGUGUAUGCAUUCUGGAGUGUUUGUGAGUGUGUGAUGUAUAUGCAUUCUGGAGUGUUUGUGAGUGUGUGAUGUAUAUGCAUUCUGGAGUGUUUGUGAGUGUGUGAUGUAUAUGCAUUCUGGAGUGUUUGUGAGUGUGUGAUGUGUAUGCAUUCUGGAGUGUUUGUGAGUGUGUGAUGUAUAUGCAUUCUGGAGUGUUUGUGAGUGUGUGAUGUAUAUGCAUUCUGGAGUGUUUGUGAGUGUGUGAUGUGUAUGCAUUCUGGAGUGUUUGUGAGUGUGUGAUGUGUAUGCAUUCUGGAGUGUUUGUGAGUGUGUGAUGUGUAUGCAUUCUGGAGUGUUUGUGAGUGUGUGAUGUAUAUGCAUUCUGGAGUGUUUGUGAGUGUGUGGAAUGCCGCGUGCAAGUUUUCUUUUUCUAGUGGAAUAUCACUCUGAAAUAUAAUUUAGCCAGUUGAGAGAAGAGGUUUUAUCCUGACUGUUCACUUUUGUAACCUCAAUGUAUCUCUCUUUACCCUUUUUUUAAUUAUUAUUUUUCUCCCCACAAGAUUGUCAUGGGGAAGUGUUUGUUUUGACAUGUUAUUUUAAUAGUGUAAAACAGAAUUAAGGAGGAAGUUGAGGGAGGGCAUGCCACGAAUGCCAAGAAGCUGGAAGCCUUAUUCACUUUCAUUCAAUAAGUUAAGGGAAUAAAACACUUUACAUUUUAUUUACAUUAAGAAUAUCUAUGAAUUAAACUCUAUGAAUGCAUACUUUGUAUGCUAUUUUCCUAUGGGAGUUCAUUUCACACUAAGGAUGUAAAAUGGAAUGGAAUCUCAAGUGCUUUUUACUACAAUGUAACUUAUUUGGUUAAAUUAGAUUUUUACUACCUGUGUGUUUUUGUAAUAAAAAAUGGGGAAAGCACUGUUUAUUAAAAUGUUACAAUACUCAUGAAAUAA